CAAAAAAGAGAAUAGGUGGGAAGAUAAGGAGGUUGAAUGACCUGUCACCUCCCGAACACACACACACAACCCUGACGCACACAGAAACACAGACAGAAGGAAAUCACUCAACACCUCCAAGUGCGUACAUCAGGGAAGUGUUACACACACAGAUGACAGUACUGUGUAGAAUAUUUUCAUCUGAAGUGAUGGUGGAUGCUGCAGACUCCCAGUUAGCCGAAUUUUUACUUUUUGUCUGUCCAGAAACUCUAAUGCUAUUCUUGACACUCCCUUGGCCAGUGUCAAAUUGUGUGUUAUAUAUCCAAAUAAUAGGCCAAGUAGAUGCAGGAGAACAAUAACAGAAAAGACCUUGAACUCAGAUGAGUCAAGCUGAGCAAUGAAUUUAGAAUGAUAGAAUAUUAGAAUAGUUAGAGUUGGAAGGGACUUUAAAGAUCAUCUAGUUCCAACCCUCAGAUCAUCUAGUUCCAACCCUCACUCUGUUUGAAAAGCCUGUGUCACAUAGUUACAUGACAGUGGUACCCGGGCUCACUGUUAGCGUGCAGGCAGCACCCUCUGAUUCUCUUGGGAUUCUCUCUCUUUGCUUCAGAGACGCAUGGGUCCUUAGAGAGCCCAACAAAUGUGACAAAACUGGACUUGAGAUAGGCUAAAUGAAGAGUCCCAUGUGCUUUUUGAUAGGAAAAAAAUCAAUUCUCUCUCUGAUGUAAAUGCUGCAAAAAGGCUAAUGGAUACUACUCAGUUUACUCCUUAACUAGCAGGAUGAAGAGCACCUAGUUCAGGAUUACAGUCAGCUUCUUUAUCUUUGCAGGGAGAAACUAACCUAUAUGAAUUUGCAGCUGGUGCUAAAUUUGGCAGUGCUGUAUACAGGUGAGGAGACAGCCAAAUAGGGCAGGGGGAGCUCUAUAGAACAGGAAUGUGAUGAGAAAUUCAGGGGCUGCUGUAUUGAAGCUGUUCCUGAGCUCUGCUGAGAGAAAGUAAUCUUAAGCACUGCUUAGUCAGUGGGGCAGGCUGGUAUAAGGUGACGUGGCAGCGAUGGCAGGUGUCACAUCGGGCCCAAUAUAGCAGCAAAAAAACCUGCCCAUGUGAUUUUAAGAUGGUUCAUAGUCUGCAUGAGGUACACUUUGUUAUAGUGUUGAAAUAAAACAGACUGGAGAGAUAGUGUGAGAAGGAGAGGGCUCUCAUUCAGACUUUCCCCAUGCUUUCUUGGUCUCCCUGUUUAUCACUUCCCCGUUGCUCUCCUACAGAGCCUUGACUCGGCUUUUUGGCAGUUUCAACCACUUAACUCUCUACAGCAUCCAGAUUGCUAACGCUGUCAGGUUUAGAAAGGGGACAUUUUCAGUGACUAUCUACUUCCCACCUAGUACUACCUUGUCAAGACUCAUUUCUUCCUUCUUUCUAAAAAUCUGUAGGAAUCUUUUCACACUCCAGCCUCAUUGCUGGACCCUUGCCUCAAGUGUUUAAUUUCUCAUUCAAGGUGAAAUCCAUCUAUAGCUUGUGAGUGGAUUAUUUUAUAUACCCAGUGUAUAUACAUGUACAUAUGCACAAACGCACAGACAUCCCCUCCACCUUAAAAAAUGUUAAAUUUGCAAACUCCAGCAGUAGGGAGUUAGGAAAUGCAGGAGUUACUGUUCUCAGUAAUCUUAAUUCAAUCUCUUUGUGCCUGUGCCUUAUAGCUAUGAGUCUUUAACCACAUCCUCACAUUGUCGCCUCAUUCUUUGCACAGGAUGCCUGCCUUGUUAUGUGCCAGCCUGGCUAAGGCUUCCUUGAACAGCAGCUAUUCAACGUUUUGUUUUCUCCUCAUUGUUCAGUGGGUGGCCUAUGCCUCGUUUACUGUACAUUAUUCAAGUCCAGUUCUAAAGACAGAAUUAUUAGUUUCCUUGUGGGUUUUCCUAUGGCUUUCAUCACAACAGUAUCUGAUUGCUUCACAAUUAUUAAAUUACUUAUUUUCAUUACCACCUGGAGGUAAGGAGGUGGUAUUAGAUCAAUUUUACAGCUGAGGAACUAAGGCAGUGAGAGAUUAAGAUUAAAAAUGUUCAUUAAUCGUAGAAGCUUUUGGUGAUAUUGCUAAUCUAGGGUUUGUUUUUUUUCCAGUGUAUUAAGUGCUAUAUAAUGUAUGUUCAAAACAGAACCCUGUCUGGUUGAUGUUGGGCUGGAAGAGUUUAUUAAUUCCACCAGUUAGACCACAUCUAAAAGUCAGAUAUAUCCAGAAGACAAGAGACACCACUGAGGGGUCAUUUGUGAAGAAGCGUGGCUUAAGUGAUUUGCCCCAUUAUGACAGAGAAAAUUGGGGUAAGAAGUAAGAAUUAACUCCAGUCCUUUUGGAUAGCUUUACAUGAUUUUAAACUGGAGACAGUUUUUCUCCCAUCACACUAUUCCCUCCCUUCUUCACCAGACAUCUGAAUACAGCCUAAGACCCUGGAGCCCUGCAGCAGUCACCCUCACUGGACUGCUUCACUUUCCGAGCAACCCUGUGCCCUGAACAAGGCAUCUGUCAACUUUUCUAACUAACUCAAAAGAAGAGGAGUUUCAUAUGGAAAUUCUCAACCAUUCUCAAGGCAUGCCCAUAACAACAAAGAUAAUGAAGAAAGAGGAAAAUGUAAGUGUACACCUCUUAGUUCUUACAUUAAAAAGCACUGACCCCUCUUUAAGAUACACUAGAGACUUAGAAACACGCAUCCCUAUGAUUAUUACUUACUGUGUGGCAUGAAUAUUUCUUUAUUUCAGGAAAAAAGCUGCAUGCAAGAGUAUUGUUCAUAGAGAUCUUUCUGUUGCUUAUCAGUAGCCAUAAAAUUCUUUUCUCCUUUUUCUUCAUUUUUUAGCCUAAAGACUGAAGUUUCUGUGGUGCCUCCUGGGAACUAUUUCUAAUUUUAAGCCUCUGUCCUCGUGCCUCAUAAAACAGCACCCGAGGUGUGGAGCAGCCUCUGAAAUGCGCUCCCUAAUGACACGGUAUAGUGCUGAAUUACUCAUUCCUUCUCGUCUAUUUUCAAUGCUGUGAGAUAAGUCAGAAAACAAGGGCAAACGUGCAGAAUGUGUGAAAUCUCUCUGAAGGUCAAAAAGAGAAGAGAGGCUAGGGCAUGAAGUGGAAACAUUUAAAUUUUUCAUGUGAAAGCCUGUAAUAGUAAAAUAUUGUGAUAAUAUAUACUGUUGAGUGGAAAAAAAAAACCAACAACCCCAAAUAGUUAUAGUAGCAGGAAUACUUAACAUAGUUCCCAAGCGACCGGAGUCUGGUGAGUAUUUUAAACCCUGAAGCCUCAGGAAUUCUCCUAAACUACUGUUCUGCCUCCAAGGAAAGGAUGUAGAAAGUUGGAAAUCUACACACUUCUCAGAGUAGAUUUCGAAAAGAACAGCAAAUACAGAUUUUUUUUUUUGUUUCUGGUGCAAAUACUGAAUAUUGUUAGGAUUCUAUAUAACAGUUUAACCUGCUCUUAGCUGCAUGUGCAUAAGCACACACAUAUUACAAAUGUUAAGUGGUGUAGCCUUAAAGAGAGGAUCGCACAGGCAGCAGUAGGGAAAACCUCUUACAUGUACUGCUUCAUGAAGCUGUUUUGACAGGUUUAUUAGCAUGGAGGAUGACUUCAGGGACAGAAGCACUGUCUCAGUUUACCAGAGCUGUUAAAAUAAGAGUGUCAUGGAGCUCAUUAGACAAGAUGAAUGGCCAGAAAGAUGACUUUUUAGGAAAUCAAAGGAAUCACCACAGAUCUGAGGUGGCAAUUAGUAAACAACUUUUCCACUCAUUGUGAUUGGUUCUUUCCAGGUGGGUGUAUAGUGCUAUUGCGUUUUCAAGCCAGGCUGUUCUUUGAAACAUGCAGUGACAACGCUAGAAGUAUUAAAUUAUGGAAAUAUAAUUGAUUAAUUAUUCUGAGUACCAAAAGGAGGAAGAAGUUAGGAAGGUGACUAAAAAGAAGCAGCAGCUGCUAGUGGGAGAGGACGUUCGUCCCUUUAGGUCUGCGUGCCUCUGCUGAGGCUGCCCUUGGCAGUGUCGGAAUGGAGAAGAAAGGCAUUCCCCCCGUGGCGCACUCAGUACAAGUGACUGGGAGAUACAAGCAAGGCACUUCUCUACAUUUGAGUUAUGUUCCCAGCUCCCCAGUCACAGACCCGCCAGGACUAAAUACUCUCAAGGAAAAGAAAUUGAAAUAUUUUGAAACCAUCUAGCACGCUUCAGAAUACAGGCGGUUCACGCAAGCACUUGAUAGAGUGUUUAUACCCUGAGAGCCUCUCAUAGGUGGAGGAAACAAACCAUGGAGAGCCUAAACAAUUUGUCCAAAGGAUCAGCCUGAUGCUGUGACAGCUUCCAGCAGAGAUGAGCUAGCUGGCUAGACAAGAGGCUACCUACUGAAAAGAGAGGGUGAAAGGUGCCGCCUGCCACAGCAGCAGCUGGUAAGAAGGUGACUGGACUGCACAGCAUCAGUGCACACAUGAUCAGUGGGGAAGUGUGAGCCCAGCUUCAAUCCUUGUCAAUGGCACCUCGUUGACUUUUAACGCUUCCUUAUCGUGUCUGCGCUCACCUCGUACCAGCACUGAUAAAAUGCCAUCGCUGGUGUAAUCUUCUGAGCAGCUCUGCGGAAAAUGCUGCAGAACAUGGGAGGCUGAAUUGCCUGCAGCCAGCAACCAGCGUGGGACACUGGUCCAGAGGGAGGCAAGCAACUGGCAGUGGUAUACUUGGGAGAGUCCUCUUUAUGGAUUAGAAGAAAGAGCCACUGAAUACAGAGUAACAAGUAACUACUGAGCAGACAGUAAGAAAUGGGUGACUGGAGUUUCUUGGGGAACAUUUUAGAGCAGGUGAACGAGCAGUCCACUGUCAUCGGGAGAGUUUGGCUCACAGUGCUCUUCAUUUUCCGCAUCCUGAUCCUGGGAACAGCUGCCGAGCUAGUGUGGGGAGACGAACAGUCAGACUUUGUGUGCAACACCCAGCAACCUGGUUGCGAGAAUGUCUGCUAUGAUGAGGCCUUCCCCAUCUCCCACAUCCGGCUCUGGGUCCUGCAGAUCAUAUUUGUAUCCACACCUUCGCUAAUGUACUUUGGGCAUGCAGUGCACCAUGUUCGCAUGGAGGAGAAGAGGAAAGAGCGAGAAGAAGCUGAGAGGCGUCAGCAAGCUGAGGUAGAUGAAGAGAAGCUGCCCCUGGCUCCAAAUCAAAACAAAGGCAACAACCCUGAUGGGGCCAAGAAGUUUCGCUUGGAGGGUACCCUCCUAAGAACCUACAUCUUCCACAUAAUUUUCAAAACCCUCUUUGAGGUGGGAUUCAUAGUAGGUCAGUAUUUCCUGUAUGGCUUCCGAAUUCUCCCCCUUUACCGCUGUGGUCGGUGGCCUUGUCCCAAUCUUGUGGACUGUUUUGUCUCCAGGCCCACGGAGAAGACGAUCUUUAUUAUGUUCAUGCUAGUGGUGGCUUCUGUGUCCCUCUUCCUCAACUUGGUGGAGAUCAGUCACUUGAUCCUGAAAAGGAUCAGGAAGGCCCUGAGAAGACCAGCAGAAGAACAGCUUGGGGAGGUCCCAGAGAAGCCCCUCCCUGCCAUCACAGUCCCCUCCAUCCCAAAGACCAAAGGCUACAAACUGCUGGAAGAAGAGAAGCCAGUUUCCCACUAUUUCCCUCUCACAGAAGUAGGAGUUGAACCCAGUCCCCUUCCAUCAGCCUACAAUGAGUUUGAGGAGAAAAUUGGGAUGGGACCUUUGGAAGAUAUCUCCAGGGCAUUCGAUGAGAGAUUACCAUCAUAUGCACAAGCAAAGGAACCAGAAGAGGAGAAGGUAAGAGCAGAGGAGGAGGAGGAAGAAGAGGUGCAGCCGGGACCUCCAGAAGAGCCAGAGCUGAAGAAAGCAGAGGAGGUGGUGAGCGAUGAAGUGGAAGGGUUUUCAGCACCUGCUGAACUCACCGCUGACAUGAGACCCCUCAGCAGGCUAAGUAAAGCCAGCAGCCGGGCCAGGUCAGAUGAUUUGACUGUAUGAAGGUGCAGGAUAUAGGGAGCACAUGAAAAAGAAAAGGUAGAAAAGAAAAGCAGAGAUAGAGAAAAAAAAUCAGAAGAUGUUUUUAAGUAAAGUGCUAAAAUGGCCAUUUGAAUAUUACUUCCUCUUGAGAUUCUCAACUGGAAAGGUACUAUCAUGGUAACUGUGCCUUAUUUGCCCUGUAUGUCCAUCUGACAAGGAACAUUUUCCCUGUUUACACAUACCAGCCCACUCCUUACAGUAAUACCUACACUGUACACAUAACUGAUGUCUUUUAAAACAUAACAUGGCAGUGAACCCCAGAUGUCACCACUGUGAAUGUAUUUACUGGAAGCUUUCUGUUCCACAUUUCUCUAGGAACGUGGAGAAGAUCUGUCCCUUCAGCAAACCAGGAGGAAGACUGAUCAACAACUGUAUCUAGUAUUUCUUUUUCUGUUUCAUGCUAGGCAGAUCUCCCCUUCAUUGUUGGCACGGAAUUACAGUUAUUUAAUUCAUAAAGUGAAUUCUGUGCUUAGAUGGUUAUUAUUGUUCAUCGCCACGCUAAAAUAGUAAGCACUAAUUCCUCUCUUUAUUUAGAAAAUCAAGGCCAAAAUUUUCUGUGGAUACAAAUCUGAGUUGGGUAAAACCAUUUUCCCUUUGUCAAAAAUAUUUCUGCUCUUCAAGUGACAUUGACAGUGGGCAAGGUUAAAAGUAGCUCUCUACUAGGAUUUAGCAAUGCCCACAGAUGGAUUAUUUGUUCACAAGAGGGUCAACCACCCCCAAUUCUAUUUCAGAGCACCGGAAAGGAUAAUUUGAAGUGAUAUUUUUCACUUGUAGUCUUGUGACUUAAAAAUCUGAAAUUCAGUUUAGCGAAGCAAGCGUGGGAAGGCUUCUCUGAAAGGAGGAAACAGCUACAGCGCUGGGAGCAGGAAACAAAACACAUGCCUUAAAGGCAUGAUCCUGACACGUGCUCAGAUUCUGGAGCUCCCAGACUUACAGGCACUCAGCAGAUCUUAGGUAGAGUCCUUAAGGCACCUGUGAACCUAAACCAGUGGUCUGGGUAGCUAUAUGACCAUUUGAACAUGGAAAUACAAAACUGUUUGUUAAAGUUUGAAAAGUCUGAAGUGCUAAUAGUCUUUUGACAUCCUUUGUUUUUAAUUUGACAGACAGGAGCCAUCCAAUGGUCUACGUCUCUAUUAAAUGCUGAAGUCUUGAGUAAAACAAAGGCUUUCAAAAGAUGACUUAGGGCCAACAGGUCUGCACAGAACUCUCAGAGCCUCAACAAAAUCUUUCUUGUUACAGAAGGCAGAAAACCAUGAGCUUGCAAAUGUUUAAAUGUCUCUGAAUUUCUAAUUUUAGGACUACAGCAGCACCUUUUGGCUAGGACAGUGCAGCAAUGCAUUCAAAAGCUUCAGGUUAACAGCUAUGUUCCCCCAAAACUGAGCCUCAUGCCAGAAAAGUGCAGGUAUGCAUUCUCAUCUGCUCUGCUCUGCAGACCUCAGACCCUGUCAGCUCAGCAAAUUCUUUCUGUUGGGCUGCAGCCCAUUCCAUUGUUCCCAGGACAGGCUCUAAUCCAGGUCAGGGAAAAAAAGGUCUUUGGCAUAAUGCAUAAAACUUAUCCCGCCAUUAGCUAGAAAAGACCCCCUGUGUCCUCCCAUUGUAGCAGGGCUGACUCCAAACCAAUUGAAGUCAAAUGGGUGGCUGAGAGAGCUCUGGGUAGGCUUGGGCUCACAAUUUCAGUUCUGCUGCCCUGCAUCCCAGCCCAGGCAACCACCAGUGCUGUUAGUUCUGUCACUAGCAGGUCUAACCUGUUUGGUGGAGAUCCUCUGCCUUGUUACGCAGCUGCCCUAUGUGAGUGCAAAGGUGGCUGGACUUCACUGAUGAGUGAAGCAAGCUGUACAUAUGUAGAAAGUUUGUAAGGUGCAUUGGGAUUCUUCAGCACCAUAGCGGUGCCACGUAUUACGUUUUUACACUAUUAAUCCCUUUGCUCCUCUUGGGCCUGUGUAUUUUCCUAAGGCUUGCAGCCUGGGGCCAAAAUCUUUGCUCCCUGAAUAAAGGCUGUUAGGUUGUCCUUCCUUAUGAAGAAAAACUGGAAAAUACCUCCUCAGUUUUGAGAAGGAAUAUGACAAAGCAACAUAUGUGAAGGAACAUGCAGAGAAUCUGAAGGCUUACCAUUUAUCCACUCUCUUAAUACAGAAACAAUACAGUUAACACAAACGAAAGGCAACUGAAGAAAGAGAAUGUUUUCCAGCAGGAAAAGAUUCUCACUGUGCUCAGUUCAAAAUAUUAGAAUUCAUACAAGGGCAAAGAUUUUGAUGAACAGCAAAAUCACCACUCUUACACUAGAUGGGAUCUUUUACUUUGUGUUUUCUUCAUGGAAAGAUAUAAGAGAGUUUUAAUUGUUUUAAGCAUAAAUGAGCCCACUUGUUGAAGGGGUUUGGAAACACACUUUCCUGUAGGUAAAACCCAAAACCCUGUAACAUUUCAGUAUGAGGUAUCUUAUACCUUCUUCAGAGCAUCUGACCCUCCCAGAUGUCAAGAUACUGGACUAGAUGAAUCACUCCUACCCUUAUUUACUUCUAAUUACUUGACAAGUCCUUUUACAUACUAGUUAUUUUAAUAACCAUCCCUGCUCCUAACCUCUGACGUGCAUACCUUCAUUGGAUCACUGGACUACUUAAGGACUACUUAAAGAUGACUGCUUAUUCAUCAGAGGUUUAUGGUUCGCAAUACGGCUGUCAGGCGGUCCAGUCUUUAGACACCAAGUUUUGUCCUUCCUCCAGGUCGCAACAGCACAAUGAAACAAGCCAGUAUUUUCCUCCUGCAUCCAGCCAAAUGCUUGUUGAUUUCUUUUCAAGCUAGCUUUCAAGGACCCUGCCAGGCUGCUAGCAAAUCUAUAGUCACCAAAUACAAACCACGGCAUCGAGAUGGUACUUCUCGGCAAACUGGGCAGGGAACUAACUGUCUGGUCUUCCAGCAUUCAGCCUCAUCUCUGCAAUGAAAUCACUGUGGGACUGUCAGCAAGUCAUUCUUCCUUCUUGUACAAUUGGAAAUAAUGUUCUACCUCACAAAGAUAGUGUGAGGCUCAAUAUAUUGUGUAAGUAAUAGAAUGGGAGGUCCACGGAUGGAAGGCCCCACAGAUGAGCAAAGGAUUAUUGCUAUUUCUGCAUGUGAUAGCAUAUAAAUGUGUUUUAUUCCCUCUCAAUGAGACAAUUUCAAUCAUUUCUUCAAGAAACUCCUAGUGAAACUGCAUAACAGCCUCAGAGCUGCGGAUUCAGUGUAUAAUUCUACUAAAAAAGGGUAAUUAAGUAAAACAUAGACAUAAAUGUAAAGAACAGGGAAAAUUAUCUUCUUGGGAAGGGGGAAGUCACUGGAUAAUUAGAGCCAUGCCUGGAUCAUUUAAAGGCAUGUGUUCCUCCUUGGCUUCCUGUCCAAAUGAAUUUCUAACUGGCUCUCUGCAAGGAGCAUAAGAUGCAAGUGUCAAAAUCACCAAAAGAGGUGAAAGUAGAAGAGAAAAGUAGUGUCUUGGCUUACAAUAGCAUGUGGGAGUUGGUGUUCUCUAGUGUCUAGAGCAGUGGACCUAGGAUAAUAACCUUAGAUUUAUUUCCAGCUCUGCUUCUGACUUGCUGUGAUAAUCACUUUACCUCUCAGUGCCUGUUUUCUCCACCUGUAAAAUGGUGUAAGAAUUUCCACCUACCUCACAGGGAUGUUGUGAGGCUUUCUUAAUUCUGUUUGUAAAGUAAGUAGGAAUGAUCUGAUGAAAAGCACUGCUGAAAUGCAUGGUAUCCUUGUUAUUUCCUGGCAGAACUGCUAACUUGGUCAAUACAUGACUCCUUGACUAGAAGGGUAAUAGUUUGAAAAUGUGAACACUGCAUUGCACUGACAACAUCAACACAGAUGGGGAUUUGCCAUGAAUGAAAAAGACUCCAUUGAUCCCCCACUCAUUUCUCCCACCUUAGCCUCGGCCUGGCCGUAUGAAGAAGCGGUGGUUACAUGGACUCCUCUUCUCCAUCCCCAGCACCCGUUGUGGGGCAGCAUUUAUACUUAAACAGGACAAUUUCUGGAAGGGGUUGCAGGUUAGUGGGACUCUAACAAUUUUGAGGUCCCUGCAAGGUAUGUGGGAGAGGGUUAUAUAACACGCAGUAUUGCUGGGCUUCCGUUUUAAGACACUCGGUGCAAAAUCCAAGUAAAUUUUCCAGAGUCUCCAUGAAAUUUUACAAUUGCUUAUAGUACACAUUAAAAAAAGCCACCCUCCAUGAAUGCAAACCCACAAAUUCUCAUGUUAUACUGAUUCUUUCCUCUAAGUGAGACAGAUACCAAUGACUUCUUAGUGCUGAUACACAAUGAGGUACAGAUUCCUCUGCCUGUAGGAGGGGAAAGGUUUUGGGGGAUCUUUGCUCUAUAGGUUUGUGUGGGCAUGAAAUCUACUUACUGAGAGAGUAAAGUCCAGUCUCUCCUGCCACUCAGUAACUCACUGACUGUGCAGUUUUAGAUUUAAAGAGCGGCUGUGUCACACAAUGGUGAAAAAAAAAAAAAGUGGCUGUUUGCUGUUUUGUAUAGAAAAUUGCUUUUCAGGCUGACAGCUGAAAGUAAUCCUAGCCUAGGCAUAGUUUUGUUUAGUAAAGAUAGGAACAUCCAUGAGAACUAGACUAAAGCCUUCCUAUAAGCCUGAGGCAACUGUGAUAAAACGGUAUAUGGUGCCAGACUUCCUGAGAGCCAGGGUCAGAUAUGUGUACCAAAAUCAGGGGACUUAUCUAAGUAUUGGAAUAUUUUUUUUCCACCCAACAGAAUGAUGCUACCAUUUCUUAGGCUCUGUGUGCACUACAUCGUUUAACAUGGCUCAGGGAAGGCUUUUUGCCAGCACCGAAUUUGCUCAUACAGUUGAGUUGUAACUGUAUGGCAAAUAAAUGUCUGUUGACUUGCCAAGAUGUAGCCUGGCACACAUUCCUUGCCUUAUAACAAGCUUGGCAUGCACCUGUUACAGUAGAAAUGGCAAGACAUACAUAUUUCAAUAGUUCAAGUCAGGAGCUUGAUGUACAGAGAGACACUGAAGGUUUGUUCAGCCUAGAGAGGAGAGGGCUAAGGGAGUGGGGAGGUCUAACUGCUGUCCUCGGGUACCUAGUGGGGAGUUACAGCGAAGGUGGCACCUUGACAGAGAUGCACAGCAAAAGACCAGAGGCGAUGACCACAAGGAGCAGCAAGGAAAAUUUUCACUCAAAAAUUCUGACAAGGAAAAAAAUUGUUCAAAUGGAAAGUGGUUCAGCACCAAAGUAGAUGCCCAGAGACAUGGUAGGUUCUCCAUCCUUGCAGGAUGAAGUCUGACUGAGAAAAGCAAUAAGUAUCCUGGUGCAGCUUUGAAGCUGGCCAUGCAUUUUGCUGAAGGUUGGUCACUUACAGCCUGAAGUAUCCAUCCCAUGGGAUGUUGAAAGCUCAGUGCAGCCACUGAGCAAUGGGUGGGACGGGCACUUUCUGCUUCUCUGGGGUGUUCUGCUGGAGUCUGGUUAGACUGCCCCAGCAGGCAACACCAACUAACUGGCACUGUAGCAGAGGCUAAUGCAUAAGCACAGUCAACUGAUGUUUGGUAGCUAGAAAAGCUGCUUGAGGCCAGAACCACGUGUUUUGCGUCUGGUUUGGAAAAAGCAUUACAAAUAAAAUAAAAA
Messenger RNA from Cuculus canorus (common cuckoo), 11570 nucleotides. RefSeq names its product gap junction protein alpha 8 (gene GJA8). The coding region runs from base 4738 to 5934 and encodes 398 amino acids. Gene Ontology annotation, cellular component: connexin complex. Lineage: Eukaryota; Metazoa; Chordata; Aves; Cuculiformes; Cuculidae. Gene Ontology annotation, biological process: cell communication. The record is from RefSeq and is a predicted model, not a curated record. The transcript has 5 exons.